This is a messenger RNA of Ricinus communis (castor bean), 1594 nucleotides long. RefSeq names its product protein WALLS ARE THIN 1. The record is from RefSeq and is a predicted model, not a curated record. Bases 104 to 1234 code for a protein of 376 amino acids. Gene Ontology annotation, cellular component: plasma membrane. NCBI's taxonomy places the organism in Eukaryota, Viridiplantae, Streptophyta, Magnoliopsida, Malpighiales, Euphorbiaceae. Gene Ontology annotation, molecular function: transmembrane transporter activity. The transcript is spliced from 6 exons.
GUGCCUUUCUCUCACUCUUAAAGGGCAAAUAGACAAAUAUAGAUCCAAUAACUCAGCUCUUUGCUUUUGACUCACUCUUUUUACAUCUGCUUAGUCUGCUUCAAUGGCUGAACCUGGUUCACUAACUACGAAGAUGAUGUCUUUAAUGCCUGAAAGCAGCAAGCUGCAUGUAGCCAUGACAAUUUUUCAAUUUGGGUAUGCAGGAAAUCAUGUGAUUUUGAGAGCUGCACUUAACAUGGGCAUAAGCAAGCUUGUUUUUCCUGUUUAUAGGAAUCUCAUUGCACUGCUUCUGAUGGCUCCCUUUGCUUAUUUCAUGGAGAAAAAAGACCGACCAGCACUGAAUAUUUCUUUUCUUAUGCAGUUCUUCCUCCUUGGAUUUGUUGGAAUUGCAUCAAAUCAAAUAUUUUACUUGUUAGGAUUGGAUAACACAUCGCCUACGUUUGCUUCAGCUACAGAGAAUGCUGUGCCUGCUGUAACAUUUAUCUUGGCUGCCUUAAUCAGAUUAGAGCAAGUUCACUUGAAUAGGAAAGAUGGACUAGCUAAGGUACUUGGGACACUAACUUCCUUUGUUGGAGCUUCAGUCAUAACCCUAUACAAGGGACCAUCCAUUUACAAGCCAAAUUCAUCUCCAAACCAAUCUGAGUUAUUGUUUUCAAUAGGAAAUGCGAAUGCAAAAAGUUGGACAUUGGGUUGUAUUGCUUCCCUUGGGCAUUGCUUGUGUUGGUCCAGCUGGAUUGUACUGCAAGCAAUAUUCUUGAAGAAUUUCCCUGCUCCAUUUUCAGUUUAUUCAUUUACUUGCUUCUUUGGCAGUCUGCAACUUUUGGCAGUUGCAGCCUAUGUUGAGAGAGAUCCCCAAACCUGGCAGGUUCACUCUAGUGUCGAACUCUUUAGCCUUCUUUAUGCGGGAAUGGUUGUUUCAGGGAUUGGAUUUGCAAUACAGAUAUGGGUCAUACAAAGGGGUGGUCCAGUUUUUGUUUCAGGCUACCUGCCUUUGCAGACUAUGCUUGUAGCUGUAACGGCAUCAAUUGCUUUAGGCGAGGAGUUCUACUUGGGAGGCAUUAUUGGAGCUGCACUAAUUAUAGCCGGCCUCUAUCUGGUGGUUUGGGGAAAAAGUGAAGAGAGCAAGCUUGUCAUCUCAAAAGCUGUAACUUCCUCAAUGUUUGUGAACUAUCCAAUAAACAGUACAGGCAAAUCCUGUCUGGUGCAACCAUUACUUACUGUAUCCAGUGAAUAGACAUUUUUGAGACAAUGGUUGUACAUUUUACCUGUCUAAUUGUAAUUCCAAGUGAGCAGAUUAGAAGCAGGUUCUGCAAAUGAAGUGAAUGAGCUGGUGUCUCCAAAGAAAAUGAUAAAGAAAGUGAAAAGAAAAAGUGCCACCACAAGAUUCAAUGACCCAGAAUAGCAGAAAGAAAUACUUAUUGGCAAGUGUUUCUAGAACUUGCUAUAGAUUUAUGUCACUUUCCAAUUUAAAUUAGCAUGCUAUUUAAAAUCUUCUUUUCUCCUCAUCUCAAUAACUGAUUGGAUACAAAAAUAUUUCAGGAUAUCACUGUAAUUCAAUUGAUUAGUGAAUGAAUAUUAGUCCAUUAAAAGUCUA